AUGAUAUUAACUCUCCAGGAGAGGAGGCGAGGUCUCCUCCUGUUCCUCUUCCAAGCUGUGUUGCUGUCUGGUCAUGUCCUUCUCGCCCGUGGCCAGUCCUUCGACCCUAACGCAGCUAAACCUGAGAUCUGGAACCCUCUGAACGUGGGGACCAACAAAACAACGAACACCACUUACAGCAACCCUAUCUUCACCCAAAAUGUCGGUGACCCGUGGAUAUCAAAGUAUACCGAUAUCGACGGCCAGCAGUGGUAUCUAUUUACUUAUACCACCAAUGACAACAUCACCAUCAGGCGGAGCAAGGCCCUGACCGACAACUGGGACCAUGCUGAAGAGCGUGUCGUCUUCAACCCCAACAACACGGGCGGCGAGGCCUGGUCCACAAGUCUUUGGGCCCCCGAGAUUCACAAUAUCUCUGGUACCUUCUACAUCAUCUUCACCGCGACCCCAGAUGCAGACAACCCUCCUCCGCUGCAGGAUGCCCUCUGCCCCAUCAACUGCCCUGCUGUGAACCACCGCAUGUUUGUCCUGGAGGGCGGAGGGCCCGACCCGUGGCUGUCCAACUUCACCCUGAAGGGCAUGCUCGAUACGUACGACCAGUUCGCCAUCGACGGGACCUACUUCUUCCACAACGACCACAUGUACCACGUCUACUCGUGCUGGCAGGAGAAAUACUCAGCCUGGCCUGCCAACCUCUGCAUCACGCACAUGUCGGACCCGUGGACCGUCGACACCAGCUUCACAAACCGCAGGAUCAUCUCGGUGCCCAGCGAGCCCUGGGAGAGGGUCCCCUACGGGCGGCCAGACACGCGCCUGGCGACCAACGAGGGCCCGCAGCAGCUCGUCAACCCGACCACGGGCCAGAACUUUAUCAUCUACUCGGCCGCCCGCGUCAACACCCCCUUCUACUGCCUGGGCCUGCUCGAGCUGGUGGGCGACGACCCCAUGGAGUACCAGAGCUGGCGCAAGCACAGAGACGGCUGCGUCUUCCACCAAAACUCCCUCGAGGGCGUCUACGGCACCGGCCACGCCAGCUUCACCACCAGUCCGGACGGCUCCGAGCACUACCUGGUCUACCACGCCCAGACCACCGCGGAGCCCCUGGGCGACAUCUCUCGCACCGUCCGGGCGCAGAAGUUUACCUGGAACGACGACGGUACCCCCAACUUCCCACUGGCAAAGAAUGGACCGUUUCCUGUGCCGGCAGGGCAGAAUGGGCAGGUCAUGGUGGCUGGGGAGGAUUAUUCUUUCUUGUCAAGCCAGGGGGGCGAUACUUUCCAGGCCAUCAUGUGA
This is a messenger RNA of Cryphonectria parasitica EP155, 1293 nucleotides long. Its product is annotated as family 43 glycoside hydrolase. Gene Ontology annotation, molecular function: hydrolase activity, hydrolyzing O-glycosyl compounds. The record is from RefSeq and is a predicted model, not a curated record. NCBI's taxonomy places the organism in Eukaryota, Fungi, Ascomycota, Sordariomycetes, Diaporthales, Cryphonectriaceae. The transcript is spliced from 2 exons. The coding region runs from base 1 to 1293 and encodes 430 amino acids. Gene Ontology annotation, biological process: carbohydrate metabolic process.